GGGCGGUGCGGUCCCACGGGCGGUCCCUGUCCCGCUGCCCCGGGGCUCACACGCGGCGGGACCGGGACCGGGACCGGGGUUUUGGGGAAGAACCGAGCCCCGAAGACAUGGAGCUGCCUCCGCCACCCUCCUGAACCGAGAGGGACGGAGCCGGCACGGAGCCACCCGGCUCGGCAUCGCCCGGGUGAUGGCAAACCUAACAACUCCUCCAGCCUGGACCGGAGUCAUCAACAGCUCCUUGGACCCAGACAGCACAGGAGACAAUGCCUACAAGUGCAUAUUUGAUGAGGACUUCAAGUAUGUUUUGCUGCCCGUCUCAUACGGCAUCGUGUGUGUGGUGGGACUGUUUCUCAACCUCUUGGCCCUCUACGCCUUCAUCUUCAGGAUCAAGACCUGGAAUGCCUCCACCACCUACAUGUUCAACCUGGCCGUGUCCGACACGCUCUACGUGGUCUCCCUGCCCCUCCUGGUGUAUUAUUACGCCAUGGGGGACAACUGGCCCUUCAGCGUGGGCUUGUGUAAGAUAGUCCGCUUCCUGUUUUACACCAACCUCUACUGCAGCAUCCUGUUCCUCCUCUGCAUCAGCAUCCAUCGAUUCCUGGGCAUCUGCUUCCCGCUGAAGUCGCUGCAGUGGGGACACGUUCGUUACGCCCGGAGAGUGUCGGUCAUCGUGUGGGUGGUGACCGUCGUCUGCCAGUCGCCCGUCCUCUUCUUCGUCACCACCAGCGUGAAGCGCGACACCAUCACCUGCCACGACACCUCCAGCAAGGAGCUCUUUGGCGAGUUUGUCAUUUACAGUUCAGUGAUGCUGGUGCUGCUCUUCUGCAUCCCUUUCCUCAUCAUCAUCGUCUGCUACUGCCUAAUGGCCCGCAGGUUGCUGCAGCCCACACGGGGGAUGUCCCGGCUCUCCCGAUCCAAAAAGAAGUCGGUCAAGAUGAUAAUCAUCGUCUUGGUGGUCUUCAUCGUUUGUUUCCUUCCUUUCCAUGUCACUCGUACCUUGUACUACUCCUUCCGGAGCUGGGACUUGAGCUGUCAGACCCUUAAUGCCAUCAAUUUAGCCUAUAAGGUGACCCGUCCCCUGGCUAGCACCAACAGCUGCUUGGAUCCCAUUUUGUAUUUCUUAGCAGGACAACGAUUUAUGAAGUUUGCAGGCAGCAAGAUACCCUGGAAGCCUCAAAAUGAGAUGGCUCUGGGGACUGUGCCCAACAAUCACCUGGGAACCACUGAUGACACAAGCUCGUUAUCCAAGGAAGUGAAAUCCUAGCUCUGCUCCAGCAUGGCCAGCGCCAUCUCCAUGAUGGAAGGGUUUAUUCCCAGGUGUGAAGGGAGGUCAGGAUGCCUCAGGGUCUGAGGAUUUUGGUGUUUGCGGUGCCUUGUCUUGCACCCACUUCAGCACGGUCCGUGUUAAACACGCUCCUCUGCUCGUUGCUUUCAAAACGUACUUUUUCAGGAAGAAGCUGCUGUGGUUGUACACACAAACUCCAUAUCUCUGCCUCUUCAUCCAAGCCUGCCUCUCUGUUCGACCCUGAAUGUCAUUUCUCCACCAGUGAGGCUGGGUGACCUCUCUCAUGGUGGCCACAUCUGCUAAGAAAAAAAAAAAAUAAUAACAGGCCUCGAAUGUCUUUCAUCAUUUUCUAAGGCAGGAACGUUGUGGGCAAAAGGUCCUCCUGAAGAAAUCCAUCUGCCUUUCUCCAGAUUCCCUGGCACGGAGGUAGCGAGGGUUUCUCUGUGUCUUGGCAAGGGAGGGAAGGCUUUUGGUCGAUGAGGAGUGUCAGCUGCGGUUCUGAUAAACAAGUCAAUGAAAAUGUCAAGCGCAAAAUACCACCCGCAGCAGAAAAGAGUCUCCCACAGCUUUGCAUCCCUGAAGGAAGGCUCUCCCAGCUUCAAGCCCCGGCCUCUGCUGGCAGAGCCGGGAGGGGACUCCCAGCUCCUGUCCAAGGGGUGGCUUCCCACUCAAAAGGGUGCUGGUGGACCUCCCACCCCACUGGAGUAUGCUGGUACCAUCCCACUUGAGUUUAGUGGUCCCAUCAAGGAGGUCCCCUGUAGAUUUCUCCAGUGAGGUCAACAUCUUCCCAAAGACCCGUUAGUGCUUCCCAACCGCAACAUUCACCCUUGGAGAGCUUUUAGGCACCCAUAGCUUUCCCUCAGCUGUUGACUUUAAUAAUGAUCUCCAGCUUUUUAAAAUUCAGGGUGAGCUCUUCAUGCCUUGUUUUUAACCCCCUUACUAGUGGCUCGUGUCUCCAGGAAAGAAGCAAAGACUGUUACUCAUCCCUUUGGCUUAGUGCUGCCACAUCCUCACUGCUGCUCAGAGGUGACAGCCCUCUGUGACCUUUCGCAGCUUGCUGUGACCCAAAAUGCUUCCCAGAUGCCAUUGACUGGUCUCCUCGUAAUCCCAGUGCUCCACUGGAGCCAGUCAGCAGAACCCUUACUGACAGUGCGACCUCCCCUGGGUUUAGGAGCCGUACCAGUAAACAUGGUGCUAAGCUUAGCCCUGGUCCCGUCUGGUUUUGGCCUUGCAUCCCACAUCAACCAGGACAGUUCAAAGUAAACUGGAGAAAAUGCCCACAAAACACUUCACCAGGAGGCCCACUUGGUCGUUCUCUCUGUAAUUGCUGGGUUAGAGAGCCGAGAGCCCAGGCCCAUCGUUUCCUUGCCCAGUCUUGCCACGAGGAUGCUGAUUCCUCGCCCCAAAAAUGAAAAUUGCUUGUGAUGCAGCACUGGACGAGUCAUAUUUUGUAAAAGCAGCCCUAGCUCUAUUUUAGGGUUAGAUAAACACUUUUGAUCCUGGUCUAGACCGACUCCUCAGACCUCUUCUUAGUUUCUCCCAUCCCUCCUUCCUAUGAAGUGGCUUGGUGGAGAUAAAGACACACCACGAUGUGACCAGAUGAGUUCAGCCAAGGACAACUGGGACCGUUCAUGGUCAACUGGGAGGUUCUUGUGGUCCCGGCUCAGUGGAGCCAUGGUCCCAUGGAGGGCUCUCGUACCAGCCAACAAUGUCACAGCCACAGGAGGCAGAGGAGGGGACUGUCUCAGCUCUGAGCACCGUCGGCAAAGAAAAAAUGGGCUGAAGGGUGGUUCAUCUCAUCCUUGAGUGAACUUUAAGGAUAGGGUUGGGUUAAGAUAGGGGUUGCACCAUGGCAGCACCUUUUUCUCCUUGUGCCUCUGAAGGAAACUUGGCUUUGUGUGGAGGGUCAUGGCAUGAUCACCGGGGUGAGACAAAUAAUCGGGAGAAAUUAAUUCAACCGAAGCGCUGAACUGGUACAAACGUUACUUCAGGCCAGGUCUUGCCUGGUCUUCAAGACUUGCCAAAAAAGCAGCGUGAACACCAAGUUACGUGCUCUGAAUAAUUCAACAAAAAUGUGCUCAGAGUCCACUCCUAUGGCCCUGCUGGGUGAUCCCAAUGGUCACUUCCAACUCUAAAAAUUCAGUGAAAUUCAGUGAAAUUCAAACCACCAUCUUGGGCAACACUGCCAGCCCCAUCGAGGGGCUCCCUCUGUGAUCCUGGUCCUGCACAAGAUAGUGACACUGUUCACAUUGAGAGCGGUUGGAGAGGUACCAACUGGAAAUUUAUAUAUAUUUUUUGUUUGUUUGUAAAAGCACUAACUUAUACUAAAAAAAAAAUGUGGGUUUUGUGACAAUGACUGUACAUUUUUAUUUUUGUAACAUGCAGACACC
Messenger RNA from Calidris pugnax (ruff), 3675 nucleotides. RefSeq names its product purinergic receptor P2Y, G-protein coupled, 2 (gene P2RY2). Bases 188 to 1264 code for a protein of 358 amino acids. The transcript has 2 exons. NCBI's taxonomy places the organism in Eukaryota, Metazoa, Chordata, Aves, Charadriiformes, Scolopacidae. Gene Ontology annotation, cellular component: plasma membrane. Gene Ontology annotation, biological process: phospholipase C-activating G protein-coupled receptor signaling pathway; positive regulation of mucus secretion; blood vessel diameter maintenance. The record is from RefSeq and is a predicted model, not a curated record. Gene Ontology annotation, molecular function: G protein-coupled UTP receptor activity; A1 adenosine receptor binding; G protein-coupled purinergic nucleotide receptor activity.